Molecule: messenger RNA, 7633 nt
Organism: Eublepharis macularius
Lineage: Eukaryota; Metazoa; Chordata; Lepidosauria; Squamata; Eublepharidae
Product: acyl-CoA 6-desaturase-like
Exons: 12
Coding region: 286-1620 (444 amino acids)
Biological process (GO): lipid metabolic process
Cellular component (GO): membrane
Molecular function (GO): oxidoreductase activity, acting on paired donors, with oxidation of a pair of donors resulting in the reduction of molecular oxygen to two molecules of water
Source: RefSeq, a predicted model, not a curated record
UGAGGUCCCCCUCGCUGGCGUAGGGAUUACACGAGAGGGAAAAGUCCGUCGAUGCAGCCCAGGGGUGGAGGGGGGGCGCACCACAGAGUAGGCAGCGGAGCCGGGGAAAUUGCACAGGCUCUGGCAGGCAAGUGAGGGAAAGACAAAGAGCCUGCAUUUGUGUGCCUCUGAUGAAUUGAAGCCAGCAGGAGACGGGCUCUCCUUGCAGCCAGCCCCCUCAGGACCCGGGGAAAGCCCGACGCGUGAGCCGAUCCGACGAGGUGGACAAAGAAACUCGGGUCGCUCAUGGGGAAAGGCGGGGAGCAAGGCGAGGAGAGCGGCGAGCGGGCGACCCAGAUGCCCGCUUACACUUGGGAAGAGAUCCAGAAGCACAACCUGCGCACAGACAAGUGGCUGGUGAUCGAGCGGAAGGUGUACAAUAUCACCCAGUGGGUCAGGCGACAUCCGGGGGGGCUGCGCGUGAUUAGCCACUAUGCCGGCGAAGACGCCACGGAUGCAUUCCGAGCCUUUCACCCCGAUCUCAAAUUUGUGCGGAAAUUUCUUAAACCUCUGUUGAUUGGCGAACUUGCCUCAGGAGAACCCAAUCAAGACCGAGACAAGAAUCCCCAGUUGGUGGAAGAUUUCCGUGCCCUAAGAAAAACAGCAGAGGAUAUGAACUUAUUCAAAGCCAGUCCUGUGUUUUUCUCCCUUUACCUGGGUCAUAUUCUUGUGAUGGAAGCUCUGGGUUGGUUAAUGGUUUCCUACUGUGGUACUAGCUGGAUCACAACCUUAAUUCUUGCUGUCAUCCUUGCAGUCUCUCAGGCCCAGGCCGGAUGGCUACAGCAUGACUUUGGACACCUCUCUGUAUUUAAGAAGUCUAUGUGGAAUCAUUUAGUCCAUAAGUUUGUGAUUGGUCACUUAAAGGGUGCCUCAGCAAAUUGGUGGAAUCACCGGCACUUCCAGCACCAUGCCAAGCCAAACAUCUUCAAAAAAGACCCAGAUGUGAACAUGCUGCAUCUCUUUGUUCUGGGAGAUACACAGCCGGUUGAGUAUGGAGAAAAGAAACUGAAGUAUUUCCCUUAUAACCAUCAACACAAAUACUUCUUUUUUGUUUUCCCACCUCUCCUCAUUCCAGUUUAUUUCCAAAUGCAAAUCUUCAUGACCAUGUUCAGACACAAAUUCUGGGCGGACCUAGCCUGGGCCUUCAGCUAUUACAUACGUUACUUCAUCACAUAUGUCCCGUUCUAUGGAUUUCUGGGAUCCUUGUUUCUUCUCACCUUUGUCAGGUUUAUGGAAAGUCAUUGGUUUGUUUGGGUCACACAGAUGAAUCACAUUCCAAUGGAAAUUGACAGUGAGAAGCACAGAGACUGGCUCAGUGCUCAGUUGGCGGCUACCUGCAAUAUCGAGCAGUCCUUUUUCAAUGACUGGUUCAGUGGGCAUCUGAACUUUCAGAUUGAGCACCAUUUGUUCCCGACAAUGCCACGCCAUAACUACUACAAGAUUGCCCCACUAGUGAAGUCACUGUGUGCGAAGCAUGGAGUUACUUAUGAAGAAAAACCUCUAAUGAAAGCAUUUGCAGACAUCGUUGGGUCCCUCAAGAAAUCUGGAGCACUUUGGUUGGAUGCCUACCUCCAUAAAUGAAGCUGGAUUUCAAUUUGGGGGGGUUGUGCUAGCAAAGGGGAGGGCUCGGGGUUCACAUGUGUAUUCUUAAUGUCCAAUUUCAGUCUGUAUCUGUGUGCACAUGUGGAGGGGAGUUUCCUGUCUUGUGAAAGUGAUGCUGGGGUGGGUUUAGGGGCCCUGUUUAAAACCAGGGAGGGUUUCAGAUAUGUCUUUAGAGGAUUAGUUGAAAAUGCUGAUCUAAACACAUGGAGGCUGAAAAUUGUUCCUUUGGUUGGGGAGGUCUUCUGUUUUGUGAAGAGCAGAUGAGAGAGAGAAGGAGAAAGAGGCUGGAGUGACUCUCCCAUCCCUCUUCUUAAGACUUAUGGUAGUAGCCCCAUCCCAUGUUCUCAGGUAAUUGGUUCACACGCAGAAAUACAAAGGAACAGGCCCACUUCAGAUAAUGUGUUUGAACUGGAGAAAACACAAGGAGCGUUACUGUCGCCUUAAAAAAAACCCUUAAAUCAGCUCAGGCCCUGCCCCCCUUAAUAAUGCUGGUACAAGAGGAGAAGGGACAAGACAAUAUACAUUUAAUAAUACUCAUAAAAUAUUUAUUAUUUGUGGAACCACCUAAAACUUUAAAAAAGAAACUCUAGGCAUUGUAUGAAACACUUAAAGAAGAGACUAUGCCCAAAGGGCAUAGAAGGUAAUUGGAGCUGUGUGUAUGUGUGUGCUCUUGCUCUUUUUCCACCUCCACCUCUCUCUACAAGGGGGCUGCAAGAUUUGCAAUGCCCAUUCACACUGGACAUCACCCUCAUCCAGUUAGGGGCUACACAUGUAUGAAGGCAGGCUUUCAUAUUCAUAUCUCUGACCGGAUGGGGGAAUCAUGCAAACAAAUAGCUGUGAUGUACAUGAAUCACCAGCCAGGCAGUGCACCUGCAAUCUCUGGUGUUAUUCCCAACCAGCUGUUCAGGACGGGGAGCAGGGGACUGAAUGUGGUUCUCCACCACUCAUCCUUGCCUGAACACUUGGCUGAUGCUUUAUAGAAUCCUUCACCAGGGCUGUGUUCCAUUUGUAGCCCCAAAUUAUAAAGGCUUGGGAUGAAUCAGAAAGUGAUAUUUGCUUCAGCAGGGGACUUGCUUUAAAGAUUAAGACUUAAUUCUGGACCCAUUACUAGCAAUAGGGUUUUUAGUAAAUCGUGUACAGCAUUCUCAUAAUGAGUUAAGAACAAACUACCAUCAAUGAUUUCCUUUUCCUUUUCUCUUAGCUCAAGCCUGAUUUACUAAUUGAGGCUCUCCUCUUUAAGGACUAUGCCUCUUGUGUUCUGUUAAAAGUAUUUUGCCAGGGAUCACUGCAGUAAUUGCAUUUCCUUGACAGCAAGCCUGGUGAGGGUUUUCUCUAAAAGCAACCGCUCCCUUGUCCAGCUUUGCUCUAAGUCUGUUGCAUUGGCAGCUGAGCACAAAUGUUUUCUGACUUUAUUCCUUAUGUGAAAUUCCACAGACUCUAAGAAAUAUUUUUUGGAAAUAUUUGGUUCAUUUGAUAUAAGAAGUUGAAACAGUAGAUAGUAGCUCUGUACACAUGACCUGUCUGCAUGCUGACUGAAUGCUAGAAGAGCAAGUGCAAGUGCAUUAGCCCCACCUCUGUAUGACUGCCAGCUCGUGGGCAUGGCACUUGUACUUGGAGAGGAGGUGCCUGCACAUAUGUUCCCUCUCUGUGAUUGGCAGUGUUUAAAAAGCAGCCCUAUGGCAUGUUUGCACCAUGUAGAUGACCCAGCAGUCAUUCAAGGAUAAGCACCAUGCUCAUGCCCGCUCUCCCCUCUGCCUGCACACUCAGUCAAUGCAUGGAGGGAUCAUAUGUAGAGGACUUGUGAUGAGUAGAAUUCAUUUAUUUGCAAGGCAUGUGGCUCACUUGAUACAAAAUUUGCCAAAUCCAUACAAAGAUGGAAAUGACCAUAGCUGGCUAGGCCAUUUUUUCCCAUCUAGGUGGUGGCCUGUUGCUUAGAAUAAUCAAAGCUUAGAAUUUCAGGAGCAGAGGUGCAUUUAAUAGUCCCACUGGUAGACAAAAUGUGGACAAAAUAAGAAGCUCUUGGCUUGUCCUUUUCGGUCACAACAGUAAGGUUUCUCUGUGGACAUUGUUAACUUCUUUGAGUCUUGCUAAGUUUUUGAUCUUUCUAAGCAAAUCUUUUGAUCUUAGAAUGGUCUUGUUGAUCAUUUUAAGCAGAGUACCACCUUUAUAAAUCUAUUGAAGUCAGUGGGCUUAGAAGAAUGUAACUUUGCUUAGGACCAUACUGUUAGAGUGUCUUUAUACCUGAGGCUUAAUUGCUUUUGAGUCUCUCUUACACUAUUUAUGUUAACAUUCAGUUGUUGUGAAUGUGGAAGAAAGACUGGAGGAGAAUCAUUUGUAAAGCAAACAAACCUAUUAACCGAUAUCAGUUUUACAUUAUCAUUGCAGAACUGAUUAAAUCAAAAAUGGCCUUCAUCUACUGCACCCAACUGCAUGUCAUUUGAAAAAAGUAGUUCCUCAGGCCACUCUUAAGAAAGUAGACCAAGUGGUUCACUCAUAUAUCCUUACACCUCAUAUUGAAUGGCUUCUUUCAAUCUACCCAAUUGUACAAAUGAUUUCAGUGUAUCUAGUGUAUUUUUAUCCUGCUUUACUCCAAGGAGCUCAGGAUCACAAGAAAAGGUUCUCCCUUUUCUACUUUAUCCUCAACAACUCUGUGAGGUAGGUUAGGCUGAGGGUGAGUUACUAAUAGGAAUUUGAACUCAGUUCUCUCAGAUCCUGGUCUGACACUUCUAUGUACUAUACCACAUUGAUCUGGUUCACUAGUGCUGCCUCUGAUUCCACAUUUCCCAUUAAAAAGGAACGCCAUCAAAAACUGGCUGAGACCUUCUUCAGGCCUUUUAACAUAAUAGCUUUCUUAUACAUAUGAAGAAUCCCAGACUUCUGGAGAACAAACUUGAGCAAACUAUGUGGUUUCAAUGAUCACCAAUAGGGCUGGCAUCAAUUUCUGUGACUGUGAUGGGGGGGAAAGAUCAUCUGCUACAUUUCUACUGGACAUGACUGGAAUUGCCCAGAUCAAGCAUAAUGCAUUAAUUAGAAUGCUGAACUUGAACUGGAGCAGACCUGUGUUCAAACCCUACUCAAUCAUCCAAUUCACUGGGUGAUCUUGGCCUAACAUACCUAGCAUAGUGGUUGCCAUGUAGCGGGGGAGAGAAUAAUCCCAAGUAUACUAACCUUGGAGAAGGGCAGGAUACAAAUGAAAUAAAUAUGCCCAUGACAACUCUGAUGUAACAACAGUUUGAUUACGUUUGAGACAUGCAGUUUACAAGGUUUCUGGGACCUUCUUCAUGUGUCCUAUACUUCUGUUUGAAUGGUAUAAAAUCCAACACAUCUAUUUACACAAGUAAUUACUAAACUGAAUCCCUCAGCAUGCAGUGUAAUUUUGGAUCAGCCAUUCAUAUUUAGAUGUUAAUAAAUUAGAUUACAAUUGAAUUUGCUCCUAACACCUAUUCAGUGCCUCUGAAUAUUUGACAGGGAAUAUAAAUGUUACUUGCCACUGUGUACCUUGAUAUCACAGCGGUGACUUUUGAUCACACUUCCCCCCCCCCCAUGUUGUUCCUACUGUGGCUUGUGGAACUCUGGUUCCAGAAUUAAUAGGAACAUUACAUAUUUGGUAACCUACUUAGACAACAUAGGAAAUGACAAGAUAACAUGACAAUUGUGAUUAACACAAUGGCAUAUUGCCUUAAUCUUUCUAGGCAUGACCCAGCCAAAACUAAGUAUUGUUAAAUUCCACUGAUUUAAACGUAAAAGAUUUACAGUGCAAUCUUGAAUAGAAUUACACCCUUGUAAAUCCGUUUAAAUCAAUGAGUUUAGAAGGGUGUAGCUCUGCUUAGGAUUGCAUUAUUAAACACAGAGCUGAAUCCAACCAGCUUUUUUACUGGUGAAACAGAUCCCCCUUAAACCACCAAAAAGCUAUGCGGGCAAUCAUAAGACCUGUAUAGACAAAUGUCUUGUGGGAUGGGGACCUGUAAUAAGGAGGGGAAUUGGGAAGGAUUGGGCAAACAAACAGCCCUGGUGGGAUCUAAAUCAUGAUUACCUAUUCCAUUGAAAUCCAUGGAACAUGUAAGUGCUUAAUUUUAGCUGAGUCAUUCCCUCAGUCUCUCUCUGGUUCUGUGAAUGUAUUUUACUUUCUCUGCUCCAGCAGGGAAAGAAUAGAAGUACUGUAGCAUCACCUAUGCAAUCUUCCAAGCAGGCAGCUCACUUGAUCUCAAGUCUUUUGAUAUUUCUCCCCUUUCUUCUUUGCAGUGGUUCCAGAACAAAUUGUCUCUAUCAUGGUUGCAGCUUUAUACCAGGUUUGGGCCGUCCAACCUCCUUGCAGUCCUUGUUGGGAUUUUUUAAUAUUUGCUUAGGCGUGCCCCAAGGACCUCCAGAAAACUUGGGAUUCAGCCAGUCUUUCUCCAGUCAGUAGCCUUAUUCUCAUCAGUUCAUGGAAAAGUUUACAAUGAGUGUACUAUUAAAAAAUUCAUGUCUAUAGGAGACUGUGCACUACCACUGCCUCUAGGAAGUGACAGUUGCCUCUCCUGGUAGCUGUAGAAACUUCAAGCAUUACUGUUUGACACAAACAACAAUGUUGCUGGGACAAUCCAUAGAAGUAGGGGCCAGUAUGUAGCUGUAAUAAGCAAUUAUUUCACUGAAAAUGUAACAAGUCCUAAAGAGAACAAUAUGGGGACAGGAAAGUGCCUCAGAAAAAAUCUUUCCUCUCUCAACUAAGACAAGUCCAGUGGCUGUUUUUCAUUCUAAUCACAGAGAUGUUCAGGGGAGGGUGGAUCUCAGUAAUUGAAAUAAAUGUUAGUUUUUGCAUUUAGGAAAUAUCUGAGUAUUCUUUUUUCUUCCUUUUACCCCAGGGGAUCAGAUCAAUGACUAAGUCUGUAGUCCGUGUAUUUGUGGGUAAACUCAAAUGUAGUUGUGUCAAUUAGGUAUUUUUACAUCAGAUUAACCUUUCAAACCAUUCCCAAUGAAAUUAUACUUUGAAAGCAUAAAAUAUUCUUGCCUGUGCUCACCUACAUGUAUACAAAUAAUAUGUGUUUGAAGCAAGCUGGUGAAUUUUAUUAUUCCAAAUGAAAUACAUAUCUUUACUUUCUCUAAUUUCAAAGUCUUCCACUUGGACAAAGUGGUAUUCUGAGGAGCAGAAGUUCAGCAGACUAACGUUAGGGUGGACCAAAAUAAAUUCAUAGUGACAUAAGUCAAGAACUCUGUGUGUGUGCGUAUGUGUACACAUAACUUCCACAAUGAAUUUGAUAACUAGACUGCCUAUGCAGUUUGCCAAAAAUAAUAUCAUUAGGUGAUUGUGUAGAUUUUUGGUAUCAAAGCUAUUUAGAAACUCAGUGCUUUCACAUGGCUUCACCAUUAAAAUUUCAACUGGAUUAGAGUAUGCUUUUAUAAACACUGACAUUCCUCUCUCUCUAGUUAAGGUAUACUAUGUUGCUGUUAUCUUGAAUACUUUCCUUUAAACUUGUUUAAGGAGAAAAAAUAAGUGGAAUAUCUCUGCUAGAUACUAGCCAUUUUGUUAGGCAAUGAAGUGUUCCAGGUGAUAUUCUAAAAGCAAAAUAAAGGGUGUAUUGUGGAAACUAGCAGUUGGAAAGUUUCAAAUGGAAGCAAGUAUCAAGAGAGACUCUGGAACAUUUUUUAAAGCAAGUCAAAGAAAGUGUGAUGAGGAAACGGGACCACAUGAGCCAGUUGAGAUGUGGAAGACCUACGAAUGGAUCUUUCCAAUGUUUUCUACAGGAAAUAACCACCCAAGGCCCCAAACUGAGGGUAUAGUGCAGACAGUGGGCUGACUCUUCUCCCCCAAAACUGAUGUCCCAGGCUAUUGCAGGGCUAAGUACUACUAGGAUGGGUCAGUUUCAAGUGGUGAAACCGAGCUGGUAAGGGUUAAGCCCCUUUGGCCACUGUGCCAUGGCCCUGAUCCAAAACAGGGUCCCACACAAUUGCCAUUUCCUUUAAAAGCAUUAAGAAGAUCCAGGGCUUUUUUUCAACUGGAACGUGGUGGAACGGA